This is a messenger RNA of Paramisgurnus dabryanus, 2419 nucleotides long. RefSeq names its product essential meiotic structure-specific endonuclease subunit 2 (gene eme2). Gene Ontology annotation, biological process: double-strand break repair; replication fork processing; mitotic intra-S DNA damage checkpoint signaling. Gene Ontology annotation, molecular function: crossover junction DNA endonuclease activity; DNA binding. The record is from RefSeq and is a predicted model, not a curated record. Gene Ontology annotation, cellular component: nucleus; Holliday junction resolvase complex. Lineage: Eukaryota; Metazoa; Chordata; Actinopteri; Cypriniformes; Cobitidae.
UUACAUACAGAGGCUGGCAACGAUGUAGCAACCGAGUGAGACUUUAAACUUUAAUCAUGAGAAUUAAAUAACAAUAUUUAGCUAAACUUCAACAUAACAAUCAGAAUGUUAAAUGUAUAUUUAAAAUGUAAUGUAGUAUUUAUUAUAAUUAUGAGUUAUCGUUACAUAUAAAAAAUUUGAAAUGUCAAUUUUAAAGAGAGCACACACUUGGGAAAUCUCAGAUUCAGAGAAUGAGAGUGACGUAAAACUCGAUCAUAGCGAUCAGGACGCGAACUCGAGCCGUUCAGCCGCAUGCAGGAGCUCCGCUGAGCCGACCGAUGAAGUGAAGAACCCCGAGAGGAGGAGGAGGAGGAGGACACGAGAGGAGCUGCAGGAGGACACAGAGAGGAGAAAAGCUUAUAGAGAGAAAAAGAGAGAAGAAAAGGAGAAGCUUAAAGAACAGAAACUACGGGAACAACAGAAACGAAAAGAGGCAGCAGAGAAACUAAAUCUUUUAAAACCAGAAAACUUCAUCAAGAGUCUCACUGUUCGCAUACAUACAGGGUUGUUACAGGACGCAGGUUGUGAUAUGUUGCUCGAGACUUUAGAUGGUUUGGCAUUGAUGAACCGUAUUGAGGAUAAGAGUCUUCACAACAGCAUCAGAUGGACACGAAAGGCUCUUCAUGCGACUGAGCAAGCGGAUAAAAAUGGAGUUGUUGAAGAAGAUCAGGUUCUGAUGGUGAUCUCCCAGAAUGAGUUUAAUGACAUGGUGACAUCACAUAAAAAAGACACCGAUCAGAUGGCUCUCAUUGGUGAAGUAAAAGAGGAGGCGGAGUCACUGCUUCAGCAUCUCUCUGAAUACUUGAAAAGAAUGGCUGGAAAAGUUGUUACAAUUUUAGUGACUGGUCAACAUCAAAGAGGAGGAUCCUGGGAUGAAGAUGAUCCUCACCUCUAUCAUGAGAAUCUGGAGGCAGAAGAGUUGUUGGUUCACCUCCAACUUUGCUGGAACGUUGCUGUUUACUUUAUGUUUGGCUGGGAAGAAGUGACAGAUCAUGUGAUCGCAGUUACCAAAGCUUUAUCCAAGAGACCUUACAAGGUUUUGUGUGGUGAUCCCGAGCUGGGGUUCUGUAUGGACGGCUCAUGGUCAGGAGGUGCGCGGGUGGAGAGAGAUGGCCGCGGCCUCGCCCAGGUGUGGACACGUCAGAUACAGCAGCUGAAGCGCGUCAGUGUUCCCACGGCCAAAUCUGUGUCGACCGCCUACCCCUCACCUUCCCUUUUAAUGCAGGCCUAUGAGGAUCUGCCGUCUGAGGAGGAGAGACGCAAACUAUUGGCUGAUCUCACUGUUGGAAGUGGAGCCAAAGAGAGACGUGUCGGUCCUGAUGUCUCAGGCCGUAUAUAUCGCCUCCUGACGUCUCAGAAUCCUCAACUUCUGCUGGAUUAAGACAGGAAUUCAUUCAUUUUGCACUUUAUUGCUAACUGACUUCUGACUUCAGUCAUUUUUACAUUGAAUGCACUGUUAAACGCAAAAGGACUCAAGUGCAUUUUAUGUUUAUAUUUGAUCAGUAUGUGGAUAAACUCGAUAUUAAACCCACAAUUGAGCCGCAUGAUUCAAGAUAUGAGUGGAUGAGAUUUUUGCAAAAGUUGAAGACUAAGGGUUAAACUGACACUUUCACAAAUUAUGAUCAGAGCAAAUAAGAGUCUACAAAAAACAUCCAAUCAUGUUGUUUGGUUUAAUUUUUUGCUUCAGAUAAGGAAUCGAUAAGAAAAAAAGUACAAAAUGUAUUUACUUGUUACUCUUAGACAGUCAGUAUAUAACAAACAAUAUAAUAUCAUAAUAAACCAUAAACACAAGAGACGGAAACUUAACUAAUAAAAAAGAAUAAAUAAAUACAUACCUUAAAAUCAAUGCAAUACACAAACUAAAGGGUUAAAAUCAGAUAUGUAUUUAGAGUAGUAGUGAUUUGGUUAAAAAUGACGUUAUACUGCCACAAUAAUUGACUGAAUAAUUGAUCAGUGAUCAGAUAUUGAUCAGUGAUGUCAUCAUUUGAGAUUUCAGAAAGUCAUACUCAGACCUCAGCAAAGGCAAUUUAUUUAUACGUAAGUUGAGGUAUAAGAUCAUUUUAUCCUGUAUCUUCAUGUCUGAGCAAAUAAAUAAAUAAUGCUUUACAACAUAGAAAUUAUAUUUGAACAGAUCUGCGUGGUUUUGAGGUUCCUCAUAAAUAAUCCACACAACAAAAUACUUCAAAACCAAUCAAAGAGCUUCAGAUAAAACUGAAAAAUACUCCAGUGAUGACAAAUGUUUGGCAUUGAUCGACUUUUACUGUUUAAAUUCAAUAUUUUUCCACCUAAUUCUCAAACUUUCAGCAAAACAGUGUCACUUGACUAGAAAUAUUGGCAUUGAAAAUUAUAAAAUUUAUGAGCAAACUUGUUAUAGGAAAAA